Molecule: messenger RNA, 768 nt
Organism: Emericellopsis cladophorae
Lineage: Eukaryota; Fungi; Ascomycota; Sordariomycetes; Hypocreales; Bionectriaceae
Exons: 1
Coding region: 1-768 (255 amino acids)
Cellular component (GO): precatalytic spliceosome
Source: RefSeq, a predicted model, not a curated record
AUGUCGGACUCUGUCCAAGUCGACGCCCGUCGCUUCCUCGAUGAGCGCGGCAGCUCCGCCUCGCUCGCGCCCAACGGUCUCAACCCCGCGACGAUUAUGGAAAAGGCCGUCAAGGACCGCAUCGUCGACUCCUACUUCUACAAGGAGCAGUGCUUCGCGCUCAACGAGGCGGACAUUGUCGAUCGCGUAGUGGACCACGUCUCCUUUGUGGCCGGCACGCUCGGCGGGACACAGCGUCCCUCCCCGUUCCUCUGCCUGGCCUUCAAGCUCCUGGAGCUGGCGCCGAGUGAGGCCAUCCUGGACAUGUACCUGGCCUACGGCGGCGAGAAGUUCAAGUACCUCCGGGCGCUGGCGUGCUUCUACCUCCGGCUCACGCGGCCGGCCAAGGACGUCUACGCCAAGCUGGAGCCGUACCUCGAGGACAGGCGGAAGCUACGGCGGAAGAAUCGGCAGGGCACGUCGCUGACGUAUAUCGACGAGUUUGUGGACGACCUCCUGACCAAGGACCGUAUCUGCGCGACGAGUCUGUGGAAGAUGCCCAAGAGGGAGAUACUCGAGGAUCUGGGCCAGCUCGAGGAGAGGAUCAGCCCUCUCCAGCAUAUGCUCGAUGAAGAGGACGAGGAGGAGAAUGGGGAGGAGGAAGGUGGUGGUUCGCAGCCAGAAGAAGUGAAUGGCAACGGCGAGGAUGCCGAUCGCAGCGAAGGCGAGGUCGAAGCGCGCGAGGACAUGGACGUGGAUGACGAUCAGAGACGGAGGGGUAGUACUUGA